Messenger RNA from Antechinus flavipes (yellow-footed antechinus), 5797 nucleotides. Its product is annotated as zinc finger protein 260-like. Gene Ontology annotation, cellular component: nucleus. Bases 222 to 2213 code for a protein of 663 amino acids. Gene Ontology annotation, molecular function: RNA polymerase II cis-regulatory region sequence-specific DNA binding; DNA-binding transcription factor activity, RNA polymerase II-specific. Gene Ontology annotation, biological process: regulation of transcription by RNA polymerase II. The transcript is spliced from 5 exons. Lineage: Eukaryota; Metazoa; Chordata; Mammalia; Dasyuromorphia; Dasyuridae. The record is from RefSeq and is a predicted model, not a curated record.
AAGUCCUGGCCCUGGGUGUGAUUGGAGGAAAGAGCCCAUCUAGCCUGGGAAAGGACAGGGCGGAGCUCUUGGGACUAGAAAGACCCUGUCAGAGUGAGCUGCUGGGAAGCAGGAAACCGUUGAGCUGAAAUCUCUCUGCCUUCCGCUGCAGCUGAGACUUCUUUGUCUUCUGGAAGCCAGACCCUUGCUUGCCGACCCCAGGGAGCCUGGAGCCAGAGGGAAUGAGCACUGGGAGCCUCGGACCUCCUCCUCAUGAGAUGGUGACUUUCAAGGAUGUGGCUGUGGACUUCACCCAGGAGGAGUGGGGCCUCUUAGACCAUUCUCAGAAGGAGUUGUACAAGGAAGUCAUGGUGGAGAAUGCUAGGAACCUGCUCUCUCUGGGACUUCCAGUGAAAUGUAUGAUCUUUUAUUUUAACCAAAGUGAAGCACCAUGGAUGCUGGACCAAGAAGGCCUAAGGAGCUGCUUUCCAGAAGAUGCAAUGGGACUCGAAAUGAAGGAAACUGCUGCACACUCAAGCCUUUCUGUAGUGGAAAGUCACAAGCAAAGAUUCAUGAGUGCUGGUCUCCGUGACUUGCCCUGGAGAGAAAUCUGUGUGAUGCGUGAUAUCAUCAACUCUGGAGAGAAUCAAGGUGGAAUAGCCUUUAGAGAAAGGAGAGCUCUUACUAGACAUCAGGGAUUCCACAUUGGAGAAAAACUCUAUGAAUGUAAGCAGUGUGGAAAGGCUUUUACAAAAAAGGGCAAUGUUAUUGUACAUCAGAGAAUCCAUACAGGAGAGAAACCUUAUGAAUGUUAUCAGUGUGGAAAGGCCUUUAAAUACAAGAUAGAUCUUACUACACACCAGAAAAUUCACACUGGAGAGAAACCUUAUGAAUGUAACCAAUGUGGAAAGGCCUUUAUAUAUAAGCAAAGUUUUACUGCACAUCAGAAAACCCACACUAGAGAGAGAGCUUAUAAAUGUAACCAUUGUGCAAAGGUCUUUAGAUUUAAGAGUUGUUUUAGUGCACAUCAGAGAAUCCAUACUGGAGAGAAACCUUAUGAAUGUAACCAAUGUGGAAAGGGUUUUAUAAAAAGGAGAGCUCUUAUUAUACAUCAGAGAAUCCACACUGGAGAGAAACCUUAUGAAUGUAACCAUUGUGGAAAGGCCUUUAGGCAAAUAGGAACUCUUACUACACAUCAGAGAAUCCACACUGCAGAGAAAACUUAUGAAUGUAACCAAUGUGGAAAGGCCUUUAGGCAAAUAGGAACUCUUACUGCACAUCAGGCAAUCCACACUGGAGAGAAACCUUAUGAAUGUAACCAAUGUGGAAAGGCCUUUAUAUAUAAGCAAAGUCUUACUGCACAUCAGAGAAUCCACAUUGGAGAGAAAACUUAUGAAUGUAACCAAUGUGGAAAGGCCUUUAGUCAAGUAGGAGCUCUUACUGCACAUCAGAGAAUCCACACUGGAGAGAAACCUUAUGAAUGUAACCAAUGUGGAAAGGCCUUUAGGCAAAUAGGAACUCUUACUGCACAUCAGAAAAUCCACACUGCAGAGAAAACUUAUGAAUGUAACCAGUGUGGAAAGACCUUUAGGCAAAUAGGAACUCUUACUGCACAUCAGGCAAUCCACACUGGUGAGAAACCCUAUGAAUGUAACCAAUGUGGGAAGGCCUUUAUAUAUAAGCAAAGUCUUACUGCACAUCAGAGAAUCCACAUUGGAGAGAAAACUUAUGAAUGUAACCAAUGUGGGAAGGCCUUUAUAUAUAAGCAAAGUCUUACUGCACAUCAGAGAAUCCACACUGGAGAGAAACCUUAUGAAUGUAAUCAAUGUGGAAAGACCUUUAGACAAAUGGCAAUCCUUAUUGCCCAUCAGAGAAUCCACACUGGAGAGAAACCUUAUGAAUGUAAGCAGUGUGGAAAGACCUAUAGAUGUAAGACGAAUCUUACUGCACAUCAGGCAAUCCACACUGGAGAGAAACCUUAUGAAUGUAAGCAAUGUGGAAAGGCUUUUAGUCUUAAAGGAAAUCUUACUAUACAUCAGAGAAUCCACACUGGAGAGAAACUUUAUGAAUGUAAUCAAUGUGGAAAGGCCUUAAGACAAAAGAGAAGUCUUACUAGACAUCAGAGAAUCCACAUUGGAGAGAAACUUUAUGAAUGUAACCAAUGUGCAAAGGUCUUUAGACAUAAGACUUAUCUUAGUGCACAUCAGAAAAUCCACACUGGAGAGAAACCUUAGGAAUGUAAGGCAUGUGGAGAGACUAAAGAGCUAUAAGGGUCUUCUCCUGCUCUCCUGGAAACCUCACACUGGCAGCGCAGACACUACACCAAAAACUAUGUAGAAAACCACCACACGCCAGAUAAAGAGGAUAAAUUUAGUGCGUCACUAAAUCAUUUGUAAGUGAGGAUAACAGUGGUUAAUGAAGGAGAGAACAACUGGGGAGGAAAUGGUCAAAAUGGAAUCAGUUGACUAUCAUUUCCAUAGUACCUACUGUGUGUCAUGCAUUAUGCUCUCUCAUUUUAUCCUCAUGAGAAUCCUAGGAUUAAGUGUGAUUGCUCAUUUUACAAUCUAAGAAACUGAGGCAAACAGGGGUCUUGGAAAUUGACCAGUCAGUUUAUGAGAUGGGAUUAAUGCUCAGGUUCUCAUGAUUAAAAGCUAUAUCCACUGUACUACUAAUCCAUUCUGAUUUAUUUUUUGGUGGGACAAUUGGAGUUAAAUGACUUGCCCAGGGUCACAAAAAUAGGAAGUGUUAAGUGUCCGAGGCCAGAUUGUACUCCUGUGCUCCUGACUGCAUUCUGAUUCUGAAAUAAAUAUGAGGAAAAAUGAUCACACAUGUAUGGGGUCGAAAAUCUUUAGACAAUUGGACAAAGUCCCAUUUAUUAGUCCCUGCAGGGAGAGGCCCAGCACACCCAGGAGACAUCCCAGUUCCUGACAUGUGCUCUACCUGACCAGCAGGAAGUAGAACACCCUGUUAAAUAGGAAAAGACCCAAGCUUUUUCAUUGGAUAGCAUCUGCUUCCCGAGGGUCAUGUCAAUUCCUGUAAUUUCACUAACUUAAUGUGACUUCCUGCAUUCCAGGGUUCAAGGCCUAGGAAUAGGGAUCAUGUGACUUUGACUCAAACUGAGAAAACUUCAUCUAAUCAGUCCCCUUCACAAUCUUUGAAAGGAUAGAAUGUCUUCAGAUUUAAGUUUGUUUUUUCUACCACUGGUAAAGUCGCUAUAGUCUCACUGAAACCCUACUGAAUGACCAACCCAUGUAGCCAAUCAAUUCUUUUGAGAAACUGCCAGACAGAAGAAGUGUAACAUAAACAGAGGAUAAGUUCCCAUUAGAACACAACCUUACAGAUUUCAAUGAGUGGCACAUGAAGGUCUGUUUUUCUACAAAGCUUGUGGUCUCGUGUUAUGGGCCAGAACUUGAAACGAGACGCUAAAUCGGUGGAAUUGAUAGAGACAAUGGUUAUUUAGCAUGGUGCUUAACAGUUCUCUAGUUCAGUACAUGUACUUAGUACUUGUUAUAGUUCCACAACAAUCAUAUCUUUAGGAGAGAAUAUAAAAGCUAGGAACCUCAACCAGGAUUCAGUUGGGGAGAUUCAGAAGCCAGAACUCAAUCUUUUGGAACCAAGUCCACAGAAGGCCUCUAAAAAACUGAAAGGAAGGCUGCUCCCAGAAGCCCCCCAAGAAACCUGCUCCCAGAGAACAUUACAUUUUAGAGAAAAAUAUUAGUGUCGCAUGAUGAUUUCAUGAUCUUUACUGUCCCUGCCUCCUGGCCCUGGGUUUCAGGUAGCUUGCCAGCAAUGCUGCAAGAAUGAAAGCCCAGGAAACAUCUUGCUCAGGUGAUUAGAGAUUUGAUGAGAUGGGGUUGCUAGGUAACCCAGGAGUCAGAGAAUUAUUCUGGCCCAGUGAGAGACAGUCCCCUAGGGUCUUUGCAUGUCUAUGGCCAUUUGCCCAUGAAAAUCCAACCUUCCUGGAAAGUUGGAAACAUUCAUGUCGAGAAACCAGAGGAAUAUGUUGCACUUAGAACUGGUGAGAGUUUGAUGCAAUCACUGCACAAUCCCCCUAAACAGUGUAUUCUGCAGAAAGAGAGCUCUUGAGGAGGAAAUGUGCACGUACAUGUUGUCUGAGAGGACAGCUAUCUUUAUAAUCAAAUCCGACAAUAACUUACCACUUAAAGUGCCACUAACCAAUUUCUGGGUCAAAUCCCUUGGAUCACUGUCUCAAUCCUUCAAGGAAAUUGUGAACUUCUUAAAGGGAGAGUUUCAAUACAGGACAAUACUUUGUUUCAAUCUGAUACAAUAGCAAGUUAUUCGUGCUGCCCCAUGGGGCACAUACUUAGCACAUAUGGAGUGGAGAUGGAGGGCAUAAACAAGAGCCACCUGCUAGUGGAUUCUGGGUAUUACAGAGCUAGUGGCUGCUUGGAAUCUCAUUCUCACCAGCAAAAUAGAUCUCUUCAUGUGACAGGUUGAUAACACUACAAGGAGACUGAGGCAGUUGCAUUCUCUGGCCUUCCUCCUCUUCCCUCUUGUUUCCCAUUUAUUUCAUUCCCAAUUCACCAGCAACUUCUGCCUCAGUAAAGCUGUGGGGGCUUUGGGAGAGUCAACCCACUCCUAAUAGUACAGCCUUCUUUAGCCCUUUACAGGCUUUCUGGGUUUUGAACUCAGGUGUGGUCCCUAACACAGACCAGUAGUGCAAGGAUUCUCAAAACAAUGUGCAGGCUGGAACCCUUCUCCUAGUCAAGAGGCAAAGCUUUACUGUAAGUAACUUUCUUACAAAGUGGGCUGGAAUUCUAAGGGAAUUCAGCAGAGAAACAGGCAAGGAGAAUCAUUUAUCCAGCUUUCAAUCAAAGAUAUGCUAAUUCUGUGGCUCAUAGGUAGCAAGGAGUGGUUCUUGAUUGAUCAAAUUAUAACUGAGGAGAUUAUCAGUCAGCAGUGAAUUGAGGAGUGGUCUUAUCCAUCAUUGUCUCAGGAUUUUGCUCUGUGGGAGUUUCCUGAGGCCAGAAGUUAUACUAAGAAGGGAUCAGAAUCAGACAGGUUGGGUUUAGGAGUUUUCCUGAGGCAGAAAAUCUAGCAUCACUUUACUUAUUGCCAGAACAAAACCCCCUUCCCCCUCAAAUCAGGGGGCUACAAAAUCAUGUCAAUACCAGAUCUGAAACUUGUAUCAACCUCUGUGACCACAAGGUGUGGAUAAAUUGUAGAGCAUGCACAGGAAGGAAGCCAGCACGGGCCAGGCUCUAUGAUUCUAGAUUUGGUCUGCUUCAUUCCUAUUUCAGAAUUCUGAUAUAAUGUUCUGACACAGAACUUGGCACUAUUCACCAUAGCACAUAAAAUUCCCUGAGGAUUUCCAUUUCUUGUUUAAGUAAAAACUUGGAAAUUUAAGAGCCUAGAAGUAUUGUGCUACAGUUCUCUUUUAAUGUCCUGACACAAUUUCCCUAACUGUCCCAUUCAGUUACUCUGCCUCAGGUUAUAACCAUUCCCUCAUAAUGUUUGCUAGGAUAAAUAUCUUAUAUCUUAGACUUCAGGCUGUAAUCAUUCCUUCUUAAUGUUUGAUGGGAUAAAGGUCUUUAUCCCAUUUAGAUGUCCUUACAAUAUCUGGAGCCUCUCCAGUACCCCUCAUUAUGUCAUUCUAGGUGCCUCCCCCCAUUAGGUCAUCCCUAUCUAGGUACCUCCCUCAUUAUGUCAUUGUUCUUACCCUAUAAAAGAAUUUUGUAUCUGUCAUUCGCUGCUGGAUUCUUUGAGAUCCCAGUCUCAUUCAGCCCUGGGACCAAACCAUGGAUCCAUUUGGUCCCAGUAAAUCUCUCCUUUUUAAUAAAUUAUUAAAUACUCUCUA